Messenger RNA from Linum trigynum, 2031 nucleotides. The record is from the annotation of a GenBank genome assembly. Lineage: Eukaryota; Viridiplantae; Streptophyta; Magnoliopsida; Malpighiales; Linaceae.
GAACAAAGGCCAUUUGUUGGGCCGAAAAUGUAGGUCUCCAUCACCGUGUUCUUCCUUAGAAGCAGAUCUGGAAGCACCGCCAAUGGAGUUCUAUUUCCUUUUUUUUAAUUUUAGUUUGUUCAAUACUAUAAUUGAAUUUACCGUUUUUUUUUUUUUUUUGAAUUUUAACUCAAUUUUUAUUUAAUUUGAAUUUAAAAAAAUGAGGUCAGUGACUUAGCAUCUAUGUGGCAGCCACAUUUUUGCCACGUCAACAAAAGUCAAUUUCGCAUUGACCACCGUUUGGUGAACCGUUAUCUUUAAUAGUCAACGAAAUUGACCGGAUACAAAUGACACAAAGUAUCAUAGUUCAGGAUACAGAUGGAAUAUUGAAAACAAUAGGACACAAAUGGCAUUUUCGCGAUAGUUCAGGUAUUGUAGUGGUAUUAGCCCAACAAAUAACGACAUCGUACAUUUUUCUAAUCUAACUAAUGGACAAUUAAAAUUCAAUUCGCCUCAAAACAACCUUCCUCCCCAAAAAAUAAAAAAGCUUCCUCAAUGGAUACCUUCGUUUCUGCACAAUGUACAAUGGAUACCUUCCCCAGCUCCCAAAAGAGACACUUGCUAUAAGACCUUUAAAGAGACUUUGCAGAAGGGAUUUUGACAUAUACACAGACGUGAAGAAAAUUUUCGGGAUGCCUCAAGUGGUUUGCUACCCAAGAAAUUGGUGUUUCCAAUUUUGGUUCAAUCCCUUGAAUCCGGAGGAGCUUAAUUUCAGGGUCGUCGUCCGCUGUGCUCACAGUUUCCAAUGGCAGACUUAAAUUUCCUUCCCCUUCUUCUGUCAUUCGAUUGUUCUUGGUUUCUUCUUCUGACCCAAAGCUUUGUUCAUCAUUUUCACCUUCACUAGGUUUCCUCUUCUUGCCAAACAAUUCUGGGAGAAGGGUUUUAAUAGCAUCAUGCAAUGUGAAGCAUUUACCUGCAGUGUCAGAGAGAUUUUAACAAUCAGUAAGCAGGUUGCAUCAAGCAGAGAAACCCGCACACAAACAAAGAGUAAAAGAGACGCAUUACAAGCAUUUAAAGCACGAACGCAUGCCAUUAACUUUGCAUUAUGAUAAAAUUUUGUGGCGAGACUUAAUCUUCCCUUCUUCAGUCAAAUGAAGUAUCAGGAUUGGAAGGCUGGGAAGCAUAAUUAACCAUGAACAUCCCUUCCAUUAAAAUCUCUAGGUGGGUUAACUUUGUGAAGCAGGACUGCUUAACAGCCCGCAUGUCAUGUGUGAAAUAUAAGUAGAUAUAUUGCUCAUUGCAACAUGAAAUAGAUAGGACAAUCAAAACCAUAAGUGUUACUUGCCUUCUUCUCUGUGGAUCUCAAGUGGCCGAUUAACAUAAGAAAUCCUGUCCCAACUAUCAAUUGGAGGUGCAUCUUCCAUGUCUCCAAAGUCCGCACUCACAUUCCAGACAUAUAAACGAACUGGAACUUUACCUAAUACCAUCCAUGAAAUUGAUAAUCAAAUGGGUGACGUCAAGCAUUAAGGAAAAAGAUAUCAUGAGACAAUAUGUAUCCUUUAACUGACAUGGAGCAACAGAUGAGAUGCUUACAACAAUCUUGACUACACGCUACUGAAGAAACAGAUACUUAUGAAGUAUGAAUAACCAACAUCCACAUGGAUAAGGCAUGGAGAAGGCAAAUAUCACAUCUGCUAUAUAGUGUAUCACAUCUAAAUUACCAUUUGUGUAUCACAUGAGUAAUUUAGAUGUCAGAAGAGCACCAAGUCAAAUGAGAUUGAAGUUCACUUGUAACUAAUAUUAACACGUAAAAUGCUGUGAAGAAAGUUAAAACCCAAAACCAAAAUGGUGUCUACUAUAUACAGGCAAUGAAGGAAGAAAACUAAAUAUACAACCAAACCAGCUAACCUGUCUUUGUCUGCACGCUUGUAUCUGCCUCACCAAUCAUCUUUUGCGAUUUUUGUGAGGACGAACUUGACUUGGAUGCAUAGUCAUCCUCAAUCGUUCCAGAUUUUAGUUUGGAGGAUGACCGAAUGAAUGCCUCCAGAUUAG